Gongylonema pulchrum is the source of this 1908-nucleotide messenger RNA. The record is from the annotation of a GenBank genome assembly. NCBI's taxonomy places the organism in Eukaryota, Metazoa, Nematoda, Chromadorea, Rhabditida, Gongylonematidae.
GUCCUGAAAAUCACACCAUCUCAUGAUCACGUCGAUUUUGCUAUUGCGCGAAAGUAUAUCGGCCAGCUGCUAUCCGACGAAGAUGUCAGUCGUCGCUGUAUCAAUGAUUCGGGUUGCCUUGUGAACGCGUCGGAUUUCAAUGGAUUAGAUCGCUUUGAAGCACGCAUUAAGAUUAUUUCGAGGUUAUGUGAUAACGGGAAAUAUGGUGGUACCAUGCCGUUUCCUGAGCAGCAGUUAAAGAUAUGCGGUCGAACUGGUGAUCUUAUCGAGCCAGUUCUCAAAAAGCAAUGGUUUGUGGACUGCGUGGCUAUGAAUGAUACUGCGCUUGCAGCUUUAGAAGAAGGCACUAUUACGGUAUUGCCAAGAUCAAUGCAGAUACAUUUGGAAAACUGGUUAAAUCGGAAGGAGCCGUGGUGCAUAAGCAGACAACUGGAUUGGGGCCAACGCAUUCCUGCAUUCCGUCCACAUUCAUCAGAUAGGUAUGUUAGGCUGUUUUCUCGUGGAGAAUCUGUAAAUUUGGGAUUUGGAUUUCCAGGUUGGCCAGAUAGACGAAUAAACCGAGUCCCAUUAUCCGUCUUGGAAACUGGAUUUGAUAUUGCUGGUUUCUGGGUGGCGCGAAUGCUAACUGUUUGCCACAGCUUGACGGGCUUUUUUCCUUUCACCAAAGUUCUGUUGCAUGGAUUGGUGCGCGAUGACGAGGGGAAGAAAAUGAGUAAGUCGUUGGGGAAUGUGAUUGAUCCGCUUGAUAUUAUCGAUGGCGUUUCGUCCCAGACUAUGCUGCAACGUCUCGAUGAGAACGCUUUCCAAGGAGUGGAAAAAAGGAAGGCAGCCAUUUCGCUGAAGGCUCGUUUUCCUGAGGGAAUUCGUCGAUGUGGUCCAGACGCUUUACGUUUUGCUUUGCUCCGACAUGAUGCUUCGGCCACGGAUAUCAAUAUUGAUAUUGUUCAGGAAGCGAGUGAAGGUUUGAGGUUUUGCAACAAACUGUGGAAUCUUUGUAACUAUGCUGGAGAUGUCUGGGACAAUGUCGAGGGGGAAGUUGUUGAAGCGGCCAGCAGCGAUCGUAUUGAAGAUCGUUGGAUAAAAAGUCGUCUGAAAAGUACUUUUUUGGUGUUGAUGGAGAAAAUGGGAUCGGAUCGACCCCACUUAGCUUUUGCUGCCAUGUAUAAAUUUCUGUGGAACGAUUUGUGCGAUGUUUAUCUGGAAACAACGAAGAAGGCGCUUUGGGCAAAAGAUCGCGAGCGGCUAAACGUGGUAGCGGGUAUUUUGCAUGAAGUUCUUGAAAAAUCCUUGGUCCGGCUAUCAAUUUUCAUGCCAUUUGUUAGCGAAUACCUUUUCGAUCGAAUUAAGCGGAAAAAAGAAAGAAAUCUGUACGAUUUGUGUUUAACAGAGAAGACGAUGGAUGCUUUUACAAUCGACAACGAACUAGAGAAAGAAAUGCAUUCUGUGCUUGAAAUUAUCAAAACAGUUAGAUCCCUACGCGUCCUUUUUCAGCUUUCCAGAAGGGAUACUUUACAAGUUGCUUGCCAGCCGGAUGCUUUCGAUUUGAAGAGGUUUCAGCAUGUAAUUCAGGAUUUGUGCAAUGUUACUCUCUUAUCCACUGUACCAAAAAUCAGUUCAUGUGGCAGAUUUGUGCCGUUUCCUGUGCAUGGAUAUUCGACGAAAAUUUUUGUCGCACUUGAGGUAGCGUUUGCUGACGGAUGUUUGAUGCCGUGUGUCCGUGGCGAUUAUGAGGCUCAAAUAAAGGAAAAACUGAAUAACCAGCUGCAAAGUGCACAAAGCCGGAAAGAUCAGUUCCUGUGCCGGAUCAAAAAACAUGAAAUGUUGGCGAAAAACUGUGAGAGGAAAGAUCUGCUGGAUAAGCAUGAGCGUAGAAUCACACAGGUAUUUCAAAAAAUAUUGCCUUUAUGA